AUGGCGACUGGCGCGCAGAAUUUCUACGAGCUCUACCGUCGUAGCAGUGUAGGCACCGCUCUGACAGACACCCUCGAUGACCUGAUUACCGAGAACCGCAUCGACCCGCAGCUUGCGAUGAAGAUCCUGGCCAACUUUGACCGCGCCAUCACCGAGGUCCUGCAGGAGAAGGUUCGCUCGCGCCUCACCUUUAAGGGCAGCCUCGACACGUACCGCUUCUGCGACGAGGUCUGGACCUUCCAGCUCAAGAACGUCACGUUCAAGAUGGAGAACGGCAGCCAGGUCGUGUCGGCGGACAAGGUCAAGAUUGUGUCUUGCACGGCCAAGCCUCAGGGCGCGAACGCAUAG
Microdochium trichocladiopsis is the source of this 348-nucleotide messenger RNA. Its product is annotated as transcription initiation factor TFIIA, small subunit. Gene Ontology annotation, biological process: transcription initiation at RNA polymerase II promoter; RNA polymerase II preinitiation complex assembly. Bases 1 to 348 code for a protein of 115 amino acids. The record is from RefSeq and is a predicted model, not a curated record. Gene Ontology annotation, cellular component: transcription factor TFIIA complex. The transcript has 2 exons. Lineage: Eukaryota; Fungi; Ascomycota; Sordariomycetes; Xylariales; Microdochiaceae. Gene Ontology annotation, molecular function: RNA polymerase II general transcription initiation factor activity; TBP-class protein binding.